UUUAUUCUUCUAGUUGUUCUAGCUUCUUGCAAAAUGACCAACAUUACAAAUUUAGAGAAAUGGGUCCAAAAAUAAAACUACACCUUGAUCUUUUUUACUCGUGAUGAUUGUAAUCACUGCCAAAGAUUGGAAGAAGAAUUAGAAAAAGCAUCUGAAAUGAUCAAUGUUGGUACUCCUGGAAGUAUUGGAAUUCCAGUGGCUAGAAUCAAAAAUUAUGAGCUUAAUAGAUAUCCUGUCCUAAGACUAUACGUGAAAGGACUUUACACAGAACAUUCUGGUGAAUGGGAAUAGAAAAAAUUAGAAGCAUGGACAGAUAUAAGAGCAUUAUCAUAUAUAUCAGAUUCUGAUUCAGAACCAACAAUAAGAUGGAUCCAUGAGUCCCAUAAUAUUAGUGUUUUAGUUUUCAACGACUAAUUCAAGUAGGAAUUGAAAUGGCUCAAAACUCUCAAACAUCACGUCCAUUUCACUUAUACCACCCUACCAAAUGCUCGAUCAUUACUCAAUGUCGGAGAAGAAACUACACUUGUAAUGUUUACAGAAAAAGGUCUUAAUAGAUACGACUACGAUGGAGAAAUUACCUAUGAAAAAGUCUUCAAAUUUGUUGAGGAUCACGAAGAAAAAUAUUAUUAAGAAUUUACACAAGAGUCUGUUGAAACUGCUUUUUAUGAACCCAAAAAGCCAGUCUUAUUCAUUUUUGAUGAAAAAGAUUAUAGAGACUUAGCCAAAACACAUUAAAAAGAAAUUAAUACAAUAUUAGUCAAGUAGGAUUAAGUGACAGAUCGAUUAUUAAAUUACUUAGGAGUUAAAGGCAUUUAACGUCCCUUAGCUGUUAUUUAUGAUUAAACCCAUUCCUAAAAGAAAUAUAGAACAUAAUUUUCUGAAUUAAGUGAACUUAGAAAAUUUGUGAAUAAUUUCCUUAACAAAAAGUUAGAACCUUAUUAUAAGAGUUAGACACCAGUUAAAAAUGAAAAUUGGGAAAAAUAAAUAUUAACAAUUGUUGGAGAAGAUUUACCUAAACAUGAUAAUAUUUUUAUCUAUUUUUAUUCUGGUUGGUGUAAAGUUUGCCAAUAAUUUACUCCUAUUUUUGAGCAACUAUUUUAAAAAUAUAGAGGAUAAAAAGCUUUUGGCAUGUUUGAUGCAAGUGAAAACGAAGUUAAAGAUUAAUUCAUUAAAGAAGUUCCAAUGAUUAGAUGGUACAAUUCUUAAACAAGACAAGUUGUUACAUUUGAUGGUCCAUUAACAUUAGAAGCAAUUAGUGAAUUUAUCGAUAAAUAAGGAAAAAAGUAAGUUUCUGAUGAUUUAUGA
Paramecium tetraurelia is the source of this 1305-nucleotide messenger RNA. RefSeq lists its product as uncharacterized. Gene Ontology annotation, cellular component: endoplasmic reticulum. Lineage: Eukaryota; Ciliophora; Oligohymenophorea; Peniculida; Parameciidae. Gene Ontology annotation, molecular function: protein disulfide isomerase activity. Gene Ontology annotation, biological process: protein folding; response to endoplasmic reticulum stress. The transcript has 3 exons. The record is from RefSeq and is a predicted model, not a curated record.